UUGGCUUAGCGGAACUACUUGAAAUGUAAAAAUGUUCGAGCCUUAGUUGAAAAGGCAAACUUGGCAGCAACUUUGCAAGGUUCACAUAAUUAUGCGCAUUGCCUUGCCACGGAUCCUGUGCCACAUCCUUCUCUAUCACCUGCUCCUGAUCUCGUCCAGCCUUGCAGCCUGCUAUCCACGUGCCCCAAAUUGCCCGCCGCCCCAGCAGCAGUCGCAGCCGUGCAGAUCCCAGCUACUGGACCAAACCGACGACCUCACCAUGGGCAGCAUUAGGCAUGGCAGCUCCAAGCAGACCGCCACGAACAUUGCCCAGAAGGCGGCCCAGGAGGCCAAGAAGGCGUCGGACACCCAGGCACCUGCGGCUCUGGCCGCCGCCCGCCAGGUGAAGCACCAGCUGGCCGAGAAGGCCAUUGCUGCGGCCAAGGCCGCCGAGGCGGCGCUGGCGGGGAAGCAACAGAUCAUGGAGCAGCUGCAGGACGAGGUGCACGAGGCGGAGAUUAUCGUGCAGGAGGAGACCUACUCACUGGUUGGCUCGCAGUCAAAUGUCAAUGCCGCUAUGGCCACAGCGAAGCAGUGUCAAACGCUGUUGAAGUCGCUUCGCGGUUCGGUGAAAGUCGCCGAGGAUGCAGUGAGCAAUGCUGAGGCAGCUGCCUCCGGUGCCCAGCAGGAGUUGUGCGAAAAGAACCAGCUGGUGGAAACCGCUCGCCAGCGGGCAGAGCUGCUGAUGCAGCAGUUCCGCUCGGCCAAGCUGGACUACACCAACACGAAGAAGGCGGCCUACAGGGCCGCCUGUGCCGCCAGCGAAGCCAGGAACAAGGCUGUUAGGGAUCGAAGAUCCUUCAAGGAGCAGCAGCAACCAAUGCUGCAAAAGCUCGAACAGCAGGUGCAACAAGAAGUUAAAGGACCGGCGGAGGAAUGGGAGUACAACGAGCAGGGUAAAGCUAUAUUUUCUAACUAAUGUCCCAAUACAUUGUUCCAUACAUUUUAUUUUGCUAAAAUAGCCAACGAAUAUUAAAA
Messenger RNA from Drosophila teissieri, 1017 nucleotides. RefSeq lists its product as uncharacterized. Lineage: Eukaryota; Metazoa; Arthropoda; Insecta; Diptera; Drosophilidae. The coding region runs from base 92 to 958 and encodes 288 amino acids. The record is from RefSeq and is a predicted model, not a curated record. The transcript is spliced from 2 exons.